CAAAAACAGAUUUUAGAGAGCUAUACAAAAUAAAAUGAUGAAGAUUAUUGGAGUUAUGAUUAUGAUGAUGGUUAUCUUGGGUUGCACACAAGCCAUUCCCAUUACACCUGAGAAAACAUCUACUUUCAGUGAAACAGGAACUCCGGACAAAGUAUGUAGUGUGAAAUGUUUCUUUGAAUGUAUAACAUCAAAAGAUCUAUCAUGUUAUCAUGAUUGCAAGGAAAAAUGUAAUCAUAGGUCUCUUCCCGGUGUUUACUAUGAAUGCAUUAAUGGAUGCGGCAUGACCAAAUCUACAAUAGGUGAUCGAGCUGUUGUGACCGCUGAUAUAAACUCUUGUUUACAAAAAUGUCGCAGCAAGAUAUAAUUUUUUUAAACAAUGUAUG
Vigna unguiculata (cowpea) is the source of this 383-nucleotide messenger RNA. RefSeq lists its product as uncharacterized. The record is from RefSeq and is a predicted model, not a curated record. Lineage: Eukaryota; Viridiplantae; Streptophyta; Magnoliopsida; Fabales; Fabaceae.